AUGGCGUCGUUGAGAAACCGAUGUUGCGUCCUAGUGACUUUGAUCUUCCUUUUGGGCGUUUGGGCUUGCCAAGCCGCGGGUCGGACCCUCCAGGGAGACGAUCCCAUGUACAAGAUGCACGAGCAGUGGAUGGCCCGUUACGGGCGUGUGUACAAGGACGUGGACGAGAGGCAAAGCCGUUUCGAGAUAUUCAAGGCGAACGUACGAGGCAUCGAGUCGUUCAAUCGGGCAAACAACAGGCCUUACAAGCUCGGCGUCAAUCAGUUCGCCGACCUCACGAACGAAGAGUUCGGGGCGAGGAACCGAUUCAAGUCGCACAUGCGCUCCACCAAGGCCGCGUCUUUCAAGUACGCAAACGUCUCCGCGGCGCCUUCUAACGUGGAUUGGAGAAAGAAAGGAGCCGUGACGCCGAUCAAGAGCCAGGGCCAUUGUGGAUGCUGCUGGGCCUUUUCAGCGGUGGCAGCUGUGGAAGGAAUCAAUGAAAUAACCACAGGUAAGUUGGUUUCUCUCUCCGAGCAAGAGCUGGUCGACUGCGACGUCGGCAGCGACGCCCGAGGAUGCGAAGGCGGCUGGAUGGGCAGUGCGUUCGAGUUUGUCGAGAAGCACGGCCUCACAACCGAGACGAGCUAUCCCUACGUGGCCACGGAAGGCGAAUGCAAUGUCAAAUCGGAAUCGAGCCGCACCGUGACCAUAAAGGGCCAUGAAGCCGUUCCCGUGAACAGCGAGGGGGCAUUGCUGAAGGCAGUUGCCAACCAGCCAGUUUCCGUCGCCAUCGACGCCAGAGGAUUACAGCUCUACUCUGGCGGCAUGUUCACCGGACCCUGCGGGACCAAUUUGAACCACGGUGUUGCCGUGGUCGGAUACGGGGCCACCAACGAUGGCACCAAAUAUUGGCUGGUGAAGAACUCGUGGGGAGAGGAAUGGGGAGAGGAAGGAUACAUAAGGAUGCAGAGAGAUGUCGGUGCCGAAGAAGGCCUCUGCGGCAUCGCCAUGGAGGCCUCCUAUCCCACUGCAUGA
Rhodamnia argentea is the source of this 1017-nucleotide messenger RNA. Its product is annotated as ervatamin-B-like. Gene Ontology annotation, molecular function: cysteine-type endopeptidase activity. Gene Ontology annotation, cellular component: lysosome. NCBI's taxonomy places the organism in Eukaryota, Viridiplantae, Streptophyta, Magnoliopsida, Myrtales, Myrtaceae. The record is from RefSeq and is a predicted model, not a curated record. The coding region runs from base 1 to 1017 and encodes 338 amino acids. The transcript has 2 exons.